GGGGACGCCGCGGGCGGCUCCUCCCGGGCCUAGGCCCCAAGCAGACCCUGCGGGUGUCGCCGCCAUGACCCUGUCUCGGCUUUCUCGGCUGUUGGGCCUCGUCCCGGCCGAAGCGUGGAGAGUGGCAAGAUCACCCCAUGUGUGUCAUUCUCUGAGAAAAGCAAGUUCUCAAGGAGGGAUGUCUGAACCUGUCAAACAAUCCCUUAAGAAGCCAAAGUUACCAGUAGGUCGUUUUGAUGCCCCAGAAGAUUCCAAUUUAGAGAAGGAACCACUGACAAAAUUUCCAGAUGAUGUAAAUCCUGUUACCAAAGAAAAAGGUGGACCCAGGGGCCCAGAACCUACCCGAUACGGAGAUUGGGAACGAAAGGGACGCUGUAUUGAUUUUUGAGCUGCAUAUUCUUUAACCUCAUUAACUUUUUCUGAAUAUGUACUCUGAAUUAUUUCUGAUUAUCUUCUUUCUUAUAUCCUUUAGAUCAUCCAGUUUCUAUAGUGUGUUUAAAAAUAUAUAUGUAU
Talpa occidentalis (Iberian mole) is the source of this 513-nucleotide messenger RNA. It is a transcript of the gene SDHAF4, whose product is annotated as succinate dehydrogenase complex assembly factor 4. NCBI's taxonomy places the organism in Eukaryota, Metazoa, Chordata, Mammalia, Eulipotyphla, Talpidae. Bases 65 to 388 code for a protein of 107 amino acids. The transcript has 3 exons. Gene Ontology annotation, biological process: mitochondrial respiratory chain complex II assembly. The record is from RefSeq and is a predicted model, not a curated record. Gene Ontology annotation, cellular component: mitochondrion.